Zasmidium cellare ATCC 36951 is the source of this 681-nucleotide messenger RNA. RefSeq lists its product as uncharacterized. The record is from RefSeq and is a predicted model, not a curated record. The transcript is spliced from 3 exons. NCBI's taxonomy places the organism in Eukaryota, Fungi, Ascomycota, Dothideomycetes, Mycosphaerellales, Mycosphaerellaceae. Gene Ontology annotation, molecular function: glyoxalase III activity. The coding region runs from base 1 to 681 and encodes 226 amino acids.
AUGGCCCCCAAGAUCCUCUUCGUCCUCACCUCCCACUCCGCCCUUGGCAACUCCGGCAAGAAAACAGGCUGGUUCCUCCCCGAGCUCUCGCACCCAGUGGCUGAACUGGAAGGCAAAGCCGAAAUCAUCGUGGCUUCACCGCUGGGAGGCGAAGCCCCUCUCGACCCCAACUCCGUCGAGCCCUACGAAGAAGACCCAGCUUCGAUCCGCCUGCUCAACGAGCUGUCUCAUCUGUAUAAGAACACAUCGAAGCUGGAAGACUGGGUCGGCAAGGAGGAUGAAUUCGCCGCGAUCUUCUACGUCGGCGGACACGGUCCAAUGUUCGACCUCGCCACCUCCACCACUUCCAUCGCCCUGAUCAAGUCCUUCUACGAAAGCAACAAAAUCGUCUCCGCAGUCUGCCACGGCCCCGCGGCCUUCGUCAACGUCAAACUCAGCGAUGGAUCAUACCUCGUUGACGGCAAGAAUUUAACAGCGUUCUCGGACGAGGAGGAGGUCAACUUCGGCACGGCGCCGUACAUGCCUUUCAAGCUGGAGAUGUCCCUGAAGGAGCACGGCGCGAAGUUUACCGCCGCGAAGGAGUUGUACGGGGAGAAGCUUGUCGUGGAUGGGAAGUUCAUCACUGGCGAGAAUCCGGCGAGUGCGAGGGCUGUUGGGAAAGCUAUCGCGGAAGCGCUUUAG